CUUGUUCAAUUUCUUAUUUGAAAGAGAAUUUUAGUCAGUGAUGGGAUAAAGGAAUGAGUAUAUUACAAUUCUCUGACUUUCCUAAGGAGGGUAUAUGAGAUUCUCUAAUAAACUUAUGUGAGAUUUUGAAACAUAACAUAACUAUCAUCUCAUUCUUUUUAGCUAGCUAAAUAUUUAGAUUUGAGAUUAUAUAAACAUGUAUAUGCUAUUUAUUUUAUAAAUCUAUAGAUUGGUUACUAGUUGUAAAUAUGAAUAGGGGUAUGUAAAAAAUUGUUUAAACUAUAAAAUCGAAUCAAACCGAUCAAAAUUUGUGAUUUGGUUGCAAAAUGAUUGGGUUUAAGUUUGAGUGAUUUUUAAAUCAAAUAAAACCUUAAAUCCUUUUUCAAAUGGUUUUGGAUAAUGUUUUUAAUAUGGGAAAACUGUAGUGUUAGUUUCUCAUUGGACUCUGUUGUUUCAUUUGUAUAUCUUUCUUCUUACAAUCUUAUAUGGCAAUACUGUUUAUAUAUAUAUAUAAUUAUGUAAAUUUGAUAUUUAAGAUCAAUAAAACAAAAAAUAUGAGACAUUUAUAACAAAAAAUUAUUAUUGUGUCAGAUUCAUUGAAUUCCUAAAUGUGUAACUUUGUAAGUUACUAAGUAAUGUAAGUUAAUAAUGGAAUUAUUAUUAAUAUUACUCUGUUAACAUUACAUAUUUUCUUGCAUACACAAGUUAGACCUUACAGAGGCGAAGAAAGGACAGUAAGAGAAGAGAGAGCAAAUAUGGCCUUCUCAGUCUGCUCCAUCAAAUCACUCCUGUUAUUACUCCUCAUGUCAGCCAUUCCCAUUGCUUACAUAAUUUCCUUGGAGCAAACCAAAUUCGCCACUCAUGUGUACCAAUACCACAGCUCUGGCUACAUGCGUGAGUGCGCCAAGUGGGAUCAAUCCCACAACCGAUUCCUCGUUUCCUUUAUAGGAGGAGGAAUUGGUCAGAUAUCAGUUCCCCAUGAUAAUAACUUGCCCCAAACUGUUCUAAAUGAAGUGACGGUGGUCAAAGAUGUUGACUUGGCCGGGAAUGCGUCGCUGGGGAUCCUCCUUGACCACCCUAGGAACCGCCUCCUUAUGGUGGUUACAGACCUUUUAUGGAAUAAGUACAGUGCACUCGCUGCUUAUGAUCUGUCAACGUGGAAACGUUUGUUUCUUACCCAACUCAGUGGCCCCAGUGAUGAGAAAUCAUUGGCAGACGACGUAGCAGUUGAUGCAGAAGGCAAUGCAUAUGUUACUGAUGCCAAAGCCAGCAAAAUUUGGAAGGUAGGAGUGAAUGGGGGGUUGCUAUCAAUCAUUAGAAGCCCAAUGUUUACUGCAAAAGAAUGGUACAAAAACAGGGUUGGACUAAAUGGAAUUGUUUACCAUCCAAAUGGGUUCUUGAUAGUAAUUCAUACAUCAAGUGGGAAUUUGUUUAAGAUCGAGAUUGGAAAUGGGAAGGGCGAGGAAAUUAAGUUGAUUAAGAUAGAGGGAGGGCCAUUGUCAUCUGGAGAUGGAAUGGAGCUGCUGUCUCCAACGAAGCUUGCAGUAGCUGGGCAUUAUCCUUCAGCAAGAUUGGUGGAGAGCUGUGAUGGGUGGGAGACGGCUUCUGUGGUGGCAAAAUUUAAUGGCCCUCUUCAUCGGUUGGCCUCAGCGGUAACAGUGAAAGACGGGCAGGUGUAUCUCAACCAUAUAUUGGGCCCCAAGAAGCAUCUCCUAGUCCAGGCUGUAUUCUAGAGCCUCAAUCUUCAUGUUAUGCUCCUUUUUGGGGUUAUUAUUUUUUGUCGUAUCGCAGGAAAAUUGAAUAGAUAAGUGGUAAAUUUUCCUUCUUAAUUCAGGUCAA
Molecule: messenger RNA, 1839 nt
Organism: Mangifera indica (mango)
Lineage: Eukaryota; Viridiplantae; Streptophyta; Magnoliopsida; Sapindales; Anacardiaceae
Exons: 2
Coding region: 756-1733 (325 amino acids)
Cellular component (GO): endoplasmic reticulum
Source: RefSeq, a predicted model, not a curated record